Messenger RNA from Oncorhynchus kisutch (coho salmon), 6192 nucleotides. Its product is annotated as disco-interacting protein 2 homolog B-A. The record is from RefSeq and is a predicted model, not a curated record. Lineage: Eukaryota; Metazoa; Chordata; Actinopteri; Salmoniformes; Salmonidae. The coding region runs from base 141 to 5129 and encodes 1662 amino acids. The transcript has 39 exons.
CGCUCAGUUAUGGCGGUGUCAGGGAGUCGCAAGGAUGGAGUACAAUCCACAUCUUGAUAUCUGAUUUUUCUCGUUGACUCAGGAACGUGUUACCACUUUUCCUUGAUUGUUACAUACUACUCAGUAUUAUUCCUGCAACGAUGGCGGGCCGAGGCGUGGAUAUGUCAGCACUACCAAAAGAGGUCAGGGACCAAUUGGCGGAGUUGGAUUUGGAGCUGUCUGAAGGUGAUAUCACUCAGAAGGGAUAUGAGAAGAAAAAGACUAAACUUCUGCUUCUCUUCUUCAUGCAAACACCAGUAGAACCUCCCCCCCCUGCCUAUGACGCACAUGCUCCUGGUCCUAGCAACGCCUCUGGCUCCACCCAUGUUAGCGCUCACACACAGGCUCCUCCCCCCAGCUCCUCUUCUCGCUACCGUGAUCGCCGCUCCCGACGACCGCACCGCAGCGGAGGGACCAGGGAUGACCGCUACCGAUCAGAUAUCCACACAGAGACGGUGCAGGCUGCGUUGGCCAAACAUAAGGAGGAGAAGAUGGCACUGCCCAUGCCCACCAAACGCCGCUCCACCUACGUCCAGUCGCCCGUCAUGAACUGCACCCCACCAGGUAGCGUAGGACUGACCCCCUCAAAUCAGCCUGACUGCUUCUAUUUCCUCAGGAACAGCCUACACUCGUCGUCAGGUUCAGAGAAUGAGAGUGCUCUGCUGAGGCAGUCGUCAGUGGGAGCCGAUUUGGAGGCUCUGGACACUCCCUCUCUGCUGCAGCCCCCGAGUCUGCAGAGCCCUGACUCCUGGAUCAACCACUCUGUCCAAGGCUCAUCCACCUCCUCCUCUGCCUCCUCCACCCUGUCCCAUGGAGAGGGCAAGCCCCAGCCUCAACCAUCCCAGCCCCAAGCCCAGCCCCAGUACAAGCCCCAGUAUCAGCCCCAGUAUCAGCCCCAAUAUCAGCCCCAGUACCAGCCGCAGUACCAACCACAACUACACCAUCCAGUCAUAGCUGACAUGCUGGCUCACGCACGUAUCGGCCCUUCAGAGAACAGUGCCCCCCCAGAUGUGGCAACAGCGGCCCCCCAGGCCAGGGACUUCUCUCAGGUGGACCGGCCCAACAACCCUCCCGUGGUCCGGGGGAUGAGCCGCGGACAGAGUCACUCCGGCAUGAUGGAGACAGCCGACGGUGUCCCGGUUAACAGCAGGGUGUCCACUAAGAUUCAGCAGCUGCUCAACACCUUGAAGAGGCCCAAGAGGCCCCCCCUCAGUGAGUUCUUCAUGGACGACCAGGAGGAAAUUGUAGAGGUGCCUCAGCCGGACCCCAACACCCCGCGGCCAGAGGGACGUCCAAUCAUCCCAGUGAAGGGGGAGCCCCUGGGGGUGGUCAGUAACUGGCCCCCUGCCCUCCAGGCUGCCCUGGUUCGCUGGGGGGCCACACAGGGCAAGAGCCCCGCCCUCACCGCCUUGGACAUCACUGGCAAACCCCUGUACACACUGACAUACGGAAAGCUGUGGAGCCGCAGUGUGAAGCUGGCCUACACCCUCCUCAAUAAACUGGGGCCCAAGAACGAGCAGGUCCUCAAGCCUGGGGACAGGGUGGCUCUAGUGUACCCUAACAGUGACCCUGGGAUGUUUUUGGUGGCCUUCUAUGGCUGCCUGCUAGCUGAGGUCAUCCCUGUCCCUAUAGAGGUACCUCUGUCUCGCAAGGAUGCAGGCAGUAGUCAGGUAGGCUUCCUGUUGGGCAGCUGUAGUGUGAGUUUGGCUCUGACCAGUGAGAUCUGUCUGAAGGGACUUCCCAAGAUGCCCACCGGAGAGAUUCUACAGUUUAAAGGCUGGCCUCGGCUAAAGUGGGUGGUGACAGAUUCCAAGUACCUCACCAAACCUGGCAAGGACUGGCAGCCCCAUAUCCCUACAGCGAACACUGACCCUGCAUACAUAGAGUACAAGGCUAGUAAGGAGGGCACAGUGAUGGGUGUGGCUGUGUCUAAGGUGGCCAUGUUGACCCAUUGUCAAGCACUGACCCAGGCCUGCAACUACUGUGAGGGUGAGACACUAGUGAACGUUCUGGACUUUAAAAAGGACAUGGGCCUGUGGCAUGGAGUUCUCACGAGUGUAAUGAACAGGAUCCACACCAUCAGUGUGCCCUAUGCUGUGAUGAAGGCUUGCCCUCUCUCCUGGGUUCAGAGGGUCCACAUACACAAAGCGCGCGUUGCCUUGGUGAAGUGUCGUGACCUGCACUGGGCCAUGAUGGCACACAGGGAACAGAGGGACACCAGCCUGGAAUCACUGCACAUGCUCAUCGUUGCUGAUGGAGCCAACCCAUGGUCGGUGUCAUCAUGUGAUGCCUUCCUCAACGUGUUCCAGAUCCACGGGUUGAAGCCAGAGGUCAUCUGUCCCUGUGCCACCAGCCCUGAGGCCAUGACGGUGGCCAUCCGCAGGCCGGGGAUGCCGGGGACGCCCCUCCCAGCCAGGGCCAUCCUCUCCAUGGGGGGUCUAAGUCACGGGGUCAUCAGGGUCAAUGCGGAGGACAAGAACUCUGCCCUCACCGUGCAGGACGUGGGUCACGUGAUGCCUGGAGCUCUGAUGUGUAUAGUGAAGCCUGAAGGGCCUCCUCAGCUGUGUAAGACAGAUGAGAUAGGGGAGAUUGUGGUGAACUCUCGUGCCGGAGGCAACAUGUACUAUGGCCUACCAGGAGUCACCAAGAACACCUUUGAGGUGAUUCCAGUCAAUACUCUUGGUGCUCCUAUUGGAGAGAUCCCCUUUGUGAGAUCUGGACUCCUAGGCUUUGUAGGACCUGGCAGUCUGAUAUUUGUGGUGGGGAAAAACGAAGGCCUGCUGAUGGUGAGUGGGAGGAGACACAAUGCUGAUGACUUGGUUGCCACAGCACUCGCCGUGGAGCCUGUCAAGACUGUGUAUCGCGGAAGGAUUGCGGUGUUCUCUGUGGCGGUGUUCUAUGAUGAGAGGAUUGUGGUUGUGGCAGAGCAGAGGCCAGAUGCCAGUGAGGAGGACAGCUUCCAGUGGAUGAGUAGAGUACUGCAGGCCAUUGACAGUAUCCACCAGGUGGGUCUGUACAGCCUAGCCCUGGUACCUGCCAACACGUUACCCAAGACCCACCUGGGAGGGAUCCACAUCUUUGAGACCAAGCAGAACUUCCUGGACGGCAACCUGCACCCCUGUAACAUCCUCAUGUGCCCCCAUACCUGUGUCACCAACCUCCCCAAACCACGGCAGAAACAGCCAGUGGGUGUGGGUCCAGCCUCCAUCAUGGUGGGGAACCUGGUAGCAGGGAAGAGGAUAGCCCAGGCAGCAGGCAGGGAUCUGGGAAUGAUCGAGGACCAGGACCUGGUCAGGAAGCUCCGUAUGUGGCCUACUAUCAUGCACCAGUUCCUGUCCGAGGCUCUACAGUGGAGGGCACAGACUGAUCCAGACCACUGUCUCUAUGUGCUGCUCAAUGCAAAGGGUCUAGUUGUAUCCACAGCAACGUGUGUGCAGCUGCACAAGCGGGCGGAGAAGAUAGCAGCGGCUCUCACAGAGAAGGGCAGCGUCAACACCGGGAACAACGUGGUGCUGCUCUACCCUCCUGGUAUUGAUCUGAUAGCCUCUUUCUAUGGCUGCCUGUAUGCUGGCUGUGUUCCUGUCACUGUCAGACCUCCUCACCCACAGAACCUGGCAGCCACACUGCCCACUGUCCGCAUGAUCAUUGACGUCAGUAAAGCUGCCUGUAUCCUCACCACUCAGAACCUCAUGAGGAUCCUGCGCUCCAAAGAAGCUGCUGCCACUGUGAACAUUAAAACAUGGCCGACAAUCAUAGACACAGAUGACCUCCCUCGGCGUAGACCCCCAAUGAUCUAUAAGCCCCCCACGGCAGAGAUGAUUGCCUAUCUGGACUUCAGUGUGUCUACUACAGGCAUGCUCACCGGGGUCAAGAUCUCCCAUGCGGCAGUCAGUGCUCUGUGUCGCUCCAUCAAGCUGCAGUGUGAACUCUACUCCUCACGCCAAAUAGCCAUCUGCCUAGACCCUUACUGUGGCCUGGGCUUUGUACUGUGGUGUCUCGCAAGUGUGUACUCAGGGCACCAGUCCAUCCUAAUCCCUCCUCUGGAGUUGGAGAGCUGUCUGCCCCUGUGGCUGAGCACCCUGAGCCAGUACCGGAUCAGAGACACCUUCUGCUCCUACUCUGUCAUGGAGCUCUGCACCAAGGGGAUAGGCACGCAGACAGAGAUACUCAAAGCGCGGGGGCUGAACCUGUCAUGUGUGAGGAGCUGUGUGGUGAUAGCAGAGGAGCGUCCUCGUCUGGCCCUCACCAUGUCCUUCUCCAAGUUGUUUAAAGACCUGGGCCUCUCACCCCGCGCUGUCAGCACAGCCUUCGGAUCCAGGGUCAACCUUGCCAUUUGCAUGCAGGGCACCACUGGACCGGACACCUCCACUGUGUAUGUGGACAUGAAGUCCCUCCGCCAUGACAGAGUGAGGCUGGUGGAGAGAGGAGCCCCUCAGAGUCUCCCUCUGAUGGAGUCUGGCAAAAUCUUACCAGGAGUCAGGGUGAUCAUCGUGAACCCAGAGACCAGGGGACCUCUAGGAGAUUCCCAUCUAGGAGAGAUCUGGAUCAACAGCCCUCACAGUGCCAGUGGCUACUAUGCCAUCUAUGGAGAGGAGAGCCUGCAGGCCGACCACUUCAACACCAAGCUGAGCUUCGGAGAUCCCACGACCCUUUGGGCCAGGACUGGCUACCUGGGCUUCGUCAAGAGGACUGAGCUACUGGAUGCCGCUGGGGAUCGUCAUGACGCCCUGUUUGUGGUGGGUUCCCUGGAUGAGACUCUAGAGCUGAGGGGGCUGCGCUACCACCCUAUCGACAUCGAGACAUCUGUGUCCCGGGCUCAUCGCAGCAUUGCAGAGAGUGCGGUAUUCACAUGGACCAACCUACUGGUGGUGGUGGCUGAACUGAGUGGCUCAGAGCAGGAUGCCCUGGACCUGGUGCCCCUGGUCACCAAUGUGGUGCUGGAGGAGCACCACCUCAUCGUGGGCGUGGUGGUCAUCGUGGACCCGGGGGUCAUACCCAUCAACUCCAGGGGGGAGAAACAACGCAUGCACCUCCGGGACUCCUUCCUGGCUGACCAACUGGACCCCAUCUAUGUGGCCUAUAAUAUGUGAAGGGCCAGGGGGAUAGGCUGGUUAUUGUAUGAUGGAAGAGAUUCUGGCUGGUGGAAGAAAGUGGUUUGGACCAACCUACUCCAGACAGACAAUGCAUAUUGUACCACAAGGUGGUACAACUUGACUGUACUUGACUUGACUGUACUGUUCUGCCAACCACAAGGUUGGCUGACCUUGACUGUACUGACCCUUGGGGAAACCACAGCUCUUUUUGGGGUGCACGAUGUUCAGAUCUUAGGUAUUUUGCAUUCCAGGUCUGUUGGAUUUGAAGGGGGCACUCUGUUGUGUUUUGAGACGUACACUGUGUUUGAAAAAAUGAAGAAGAAAAAAAUAAAUAUAUAUAUAUAUAUAUUCACACCCGGACAGAGUGAGUGUGUCUACACCAAACACAGCUGUUCAACUGGAACUGGAUGGGAAGAUAACUCUAAUCUCGCAACACCCCCUACAACCCUCCUGCCAAAUCAAACACCUCAACAGCCUGACUGGCCCUCUAUUUGCACAGAGUGUCGGGGAGUAUUAAGGUGCUGAAGUCAAUCUUAACUCUCCCCACUCCUCCACAAUCCAAUCAUCUGUGGGGUAUUGUGAGGGGCCAUGGGAUGAGGACUUCCUGUCUCUUGUGACAUCAUUUUCUGUGGUUGAGUGAUGUGUACAAAAUGCAUCCAUUAUAACUGUUUCUCCUCCCAAAGCUUUCCAGGUCUUACCCAGUCCUUGUUUUCUUUUUCUUAUCUGUGACUUAUUCUAAAUUGCCAUAUUUGUACUGUAUUCACGCACACAUUCACAGAAACUCACACCGGUGCUUGCUUCACCCUGUAGUGGCCUCUUAUCCGUGCACUUUGAGGCAGGGGGUUAUGAAGGAUGUGUGAAGGUAUGUUAGAACACUAAUGAACAUAUUAGCUAGACCAAUCAUCAGCUGUUGAUUUAAUUUAUCCUGUCAGUCAUCAUGUACUGUACUUACAUCACAGGUUUAUUGCUUGAAGUUUUACAAAGGCAAAAUAUGAAAUGGAACACAUUUUCACCUUUCUUGAAUUACGUUUACUUCCUGCCUUAUAAAACUUUGCCCAUA